Suillus fuscotomentosus is the source of this 663-nucleotide messenger RNA. RefSeq lists its product as uncharacterized. Lineage: Eukaryota; Fungi; Basidiomycota; Agaricomycetes; Boletales; Suillaceae. The coding region runs from base 1 to 663 and encodes 220 amino acids. The transcript is spliced from 4 exons. The record is from RefSeq and is a predicted model, not a curated record.
AUGGUGCAGUUUGUCCGCCUUCUUUUCAUUUGUCAGUCUCCCAACCAUACUGCAUGGUGCGAUGCAGUGGAGACAUUUCUAGAUGGAAUCCUGCGCCGUCGCUUCGCCAAUGCAUUUCACUGGUACCAGGUGUUGAUCAUUUUAGCUUGUGAUCACAUCUCCAAUCUUAUUGCCGACACCUGGAAGGACAAGAUCCGUUUGCAACUAAUAACAGUCAAACAACCUACUGAAUACCUUCUUUCAUGCUGCCCACUUUGCUUCGGGGCAAAUGAUUGGCAAAAGGCGAAAGAUUCUCGUUUCAUGCCAGAUAUUAUCGUUUGCAUAGAUGCAUGCUUUACUCAAAAACACUCCACCAACCCUUGUGGUGCUGAUGGUCAGGACCCUCCCAACCCGACACCAUCCUUUUUUCUACCAAAGGAUGACGUGCAAGCGAUGGAUGAGUUCAUGCAGCGCUGUCGAGGAGAAAGACGUCAGGAGAGGGUCUCAAGGACAGAGCCAGAAGAGGAUCACUAUGAAAAGGGUAUGAAUGUGCCAGUAUCAGUCCUGGAUGGAUGCAGAGAAUCUUUCACAGCUGCAGAUGAGAAAUGGGAGAAGGCAAGCACUCAUUUUUUUACUGAUACAGGCCUUAUGGCGCUGCUUUGUAGACAUGACCAUGUUCCCUAG